GUCUUCCCGACGCACACCUCGCCCGGUGUAGCAAGAGCUCGCGCCUGCCUGCCUCCACCUCUCGCCAGCUCCGCCCAGCUGCUCAGCCGCAUCCUCGUCUAUCCGUCCUAUCUACCUCUCAUCUCGGCUUGACAUCUUCCAAUCUAAAUCUCUUACAAGACGAGCCUUCCCUCAGACGAUCAAGAUGGCUUCGAGCACAGACUUUGUGCCCACGUUCAGCGUGGGCGACUACACACGCUUCUUCUCGGCAGGAGCGCUGUGCGCUACGAUCACCCAUGGUGGUAUGACGCCCAUUGACGUGAUCAAGACGCGUAUCCAGCUCGAGCCCAAGGGCUCCCCCAACAGCACCAUGGCCACCAUGGCCAGGAAUAUCAUCGCAACCGAGGGUGCCUCUGGUCUCCUUACCGGUUUCGGCCCCACUGCCGUUGGAUACCUCAUUCAAGGUGGAGCCAAGUUCGCCGGAUUCGAAUACUUCAAGGCCAAAUUUGCUACUAUGGCAGGCUCGAGAGAGGCGGCAGAGAAGUACAGGAUGGCCAUCUACAUUGGAGGUGCUUCUGCUGCUGAAGUCAUCGCUACCACCUUGCUGACUCCGCUCGAGGCGGCUCGAAUCAGGCUGGUCUCGACGAGGGGCUAUGCCAAUGGGCUGGUGGGAGCUGUUGGCAGAAUGGCGAGGGAAGGUGGCCUGAGUGAAUUCUAUGCCGGAUAUGCUCCGAUCUUGUGCAAGCAGGUGCCCUACGCUAUUGGUCAAUUCUACACCAACGAGACAAUGCACGAGCUGGUCGGGAAAGUCCCUUCUCUUGACAAGCUGGGCAAGUCGGGCAAGGCGGGCGAGGUGACCGUCCAGCUCGGCUGUGGUCUCACAGCAGGAGUCGCUGCCGCCAUUCUCUCGCACCCAGCAGACACGCUCCUGUCCAAGAUCAACAAGGGCGGUGGUGGAAGCGGAAGCGCCAUGAGCAAGCUGAUCACACUCGCCAAGGAGACUGGACCCGUGGGCAUCUGGGCCGGACUGGGAACGAGGAUCGCAAUGACUGCUUUCCUCGUGGGAGGCCAAUUCCUCAUCUAUGGCCAGAUCAAGCAGGCCUUGGGAGCGCCCGCUGGUGUGUCUAUCACCAAGGCAGAGGUGGAGAAGUCGUAGUAAAUGCGCACAAGAGGGAGAGGAGGAGGGAGCUGGGAAGCGGAGACGCAUCUUGUUGUAUAGACCAUCGUCACGGGCUCGAGCGGAUAGUGAAUGUAUUGGCUCACCUAUACGCAUGGGGAUUGUGCGCUGCCUCUGCCGGAGUCACGCUCUUUCGCUACCUCGGUUCAAAUGCUGAUCUGACUGACCUCUGCGCCACGGGGAUCGAGCGCUUGCCGGGGGAUGAAUAUUCGCUACGGCCAACGUGCGCCCUACUCACGAGUGGCAAACCUCUG
This is a messenger RNA of Microstroma glucosiphilum, 1410 nucleotides long. RefSeq names its product mitochondrial carrier. Gene Ontology annotation, biological process: mitochondrial phosphate ion transmembrane transport. Gene Ontology annotation, molecular function: phosphate transmembrane transporter activity. The record is from RefSeq and is a predicted model, not a curated record. The transcript has 3 exons. The coding region runs from base 185 to 1135 and encodes 316 amino acids. Gene Ontology annotation, cellular component: mitochondrial inner membrane. NCBI's taxonomy places the organism in Eukaryota, Fungi, Basidiomycota, Exobasidiomycetes, Microstromatales, Microstromataceae.